CUGCCUUCGACGAAACACAAUGACCCGAGUCAACUUAAUCGUCCCUAUUCUGCUGUGUUCGCUGUACUGGUUGCAAGCUCAAAUCGACGCUAAAAAGUACAACUAUAACUUCGACAUCAACGAGCUGCAAUGCACGGGAAACCAAACGCACGAAAAGGUGCUACUAUCCGGUUACCGACCCAUGUUCAACAGUGACAACAAGCGAGACUACAGCGACAUCAUGCUAAAAAAGUUGUACACGUUGCAGGAUUUCCUCGACAACCGGGCACCGUACGUCACGGUCGGAAUGGAUCCGAAACUGAAGAUCCCCUACGGAAAAUCUAUCUGUAUUCCCGAGCUGAACAUUCACUUCCGACGGAACAUCAAGCUACAGGUAAGAGAUACCCACGAGGAUUUGACUGGCGGUGGCUAUCGGCGAGUCGAUAUCUGCGUGCGUACACAGGCCGACAGCUUCGAUGAUAUUGUUAACCUGCUGGAGGCGAGUGUAGUGUUUUAAACGGCGAUGUCUGGCGCGUGUUAAACGUAUCAAUGCACAUACACAGUGAUUGGCAUUACAAUCGCUUCUAUUCUGGACGUCGACUGGAUUAAUUCUUCGAACUAAGCUAAUUGAUAUUUUAGUGUCAAGCUGUAUAAUGAAAUGAUCACUGCUGGGAUCAAUCAAAGCAGCCAGAAUAACGAUUGUUUAUGUUUGAAUGUUUUGUUUUUAACACGCGUUCGUUUAGUCGCAUAAUUUCUACGGGAUUUUUAACAAUAAAA
Messenger RNA from Topomyia yanbarensis, 756 nucleotides. RefSeq lists its product as uncharacterized. The coding region runs from base 20 to 496 and encodes 158 amino acids. The record is from RefSeq and is a predicted model, not a curated record. NCBI's taxonomy places the organism in Eukaryota, Metazoa, Arthropoda, Insecta, Diptera, Culicidae. The transcript has 2 exons.